Molecule: messenger RNA, 252 nt
Organism: Prorocentrum cordatum
Lineage: Eukaryota; Dinophyceae; Prorocentrales; Prorocentraceae
Source: the annotation of a GenBank genome assembly
GUGGGCGGGCCGCUGGCGCUGUUCGCCCGGCCGCCCGCCGCCGGGCAGGCGCCGGCGCGGGCCCGCGCCGGGGGCGGGCUGCGCCUGGACGAGGAGAGCUGGUGCCCGCCCGGGCGCAUCGCGCUGGCCGCGGUCCCCUGGCUCCAGGGCCUCGCCGCGGCGGCCAGCGGAGCUUCUGCAGGGGUGCCAGGAGCUCCUGCUCGCCGUGCUGGGCGCGGGCGCGCAGGUGGCCUCCCGCGCCGGGAGGCCUGA